Procambarus clarkii (red swamp crayfish) is the source of this 4445-nucleotide messenger RNA. Its product is annotated as malectin-A. Lineage: Eukaryota; Metazoa; Arthropoda; Malacostraca; Decapoda; Cambaridae. Gene Ontology annotation, molecular function: carbohydrate binding. The record is from RefSeq and is a predicted model, not a curated record. Gene Ontology annotation, cellular component: membrane.
CGGCGGCCAGCAGACGACACUGUGUUGACAGCCACACACACAGACCUGUGGAGCCUCUGCUGCUGCUUCUCCUCCACCCUGCUCCUGCUGCCAUGGCCCCCUCCACCACCUGCUGCUGCUGCCACUCCCUCCUCGUCCUCCUGGCCUACCUCUCCACCGCUCACGGCCUCGGCGAGGUCAUAUAUGCCGUCAAUGCAGGUGGUGAUGCUCACAUUGACGUGUAUGGUGUUAGAUAUGAGAAGGACCCCCUGACUGGUAAAGUGGGCACGGCAUCAGACUUUGGCAAGCAGUUAGUUAUUGGGAGGGUGCCACCUGGUGAUCAGGUACUAUAUCAAACCGAGAGGUAUCACCAUUCAACGUUUGGAUACGAAGUUCCUCUCAAAGGUGAUGGAGACUACGUUCUUGUUCUUAAAUUUUCAGAGGUGUACUUCAAUGCACCUGAUCAAAAGGUUUUUGAUGUUGUAAUGAACAGUGAUAUGACAGUGGUUCCAGCACUAGACAUCUUUGGCAGAGUAGGUCGAGGUGUUGCUCAUGAUGAGUACGUUCCAUUCACAGUCCUCUCCAACACACUUAUAGUUGGAGGUCAAGAGAGUCCUCUCAGAGGAAAUAAGGUCAAGGUCGACUUUGUAAAGGGUUACAAAGACAAUCCAAAAAUAAAUGCAGUUUUUGUAAUAAAGGGAAGAUUAGAUGAUGUUCCCAAGCUGCCACCUUUGCCUAGGGAAGAGGAUCUGGACAGUGAUAUAGAAGAACCCCGGCCAAGUGCCAACCUGCAGAACAAUAAUAACCAGAACAACAAACAGUCUCCGACUACGAAGCGCCGUCCCAGUGGACCCCGUACACCUGACCCCUAUGCUUCAGACGACACCAGCUCCAUGCUUCCUGUAUUUGUUGCCAUAGGUGCUGCUAUACCCAUUCUGUUUUGUCUCUGUAAACUGUGAUGAAUGUAUUAUUAUUUUAUUUAUUUUGAUCUUUAAUUUUUCCAGAGCGGAAUGAGUGUUUUGAGGAUGUUCUUUUGUAUCCCAGUACCUCUGUUCUAACAUAAUGCAAAUGGUAUUGAUCAGUAUUCAGAUGGUAGUGAUAAAAGAUGGCUUUUUAAAGUUGUAAAUAUUCCAGUAUUAUGAGACAAAAUAUUAGAGGCCAAAUGAAUGACAGUAUUAGGUAAAUGAGGAGUAUUAGAUUUUAUAUUCUUGAAAGGUAAGAAGUGAUUUGGUGAAUUUUAUUUAUUUGACAUUUAUUUUAGACUAUCAGACUUUUUCUUAAUUAUUUAGUGUAAAAGAUUUGUGCCGAAUUUGGCUAGGGAUGUGUCGGUGAGCAGAAGGUGGGGAUACUAUGCCAUUAUUUGACUAGUCUUUGUGGUGCUCAGACAUCUACUGGUGCCAGGAAACUCGUGAGCCUCCUGUUUCUUUCUUUUAAGUGUAAGUGAUAAAUUAACCAAAGAUUGCUUUGUUCUUUCAAACAGAGGCUUUAAAAGUCUUUCUUGGGAUCCAAGUUGUGUGGUAUGUACACAUCUUAGCUUUUAUUGACUGGUAAUGGUGAAUAAAUUAAGGUUUUUACCAGCAUUUCUAAGUGCAUUUGUUCUUAGGCUUUUCAAGAAAUAAAUUGUAUUGUCCUUGAACACACAGAAAAAAAUGCACUUGUUAAGUUGAAUGUGGUCAUACAUACAGCCCUUCCACCUUCACUGUAGUGUAGGGUUACGGGUAUGUGGUCAUACAACCCUUCCACCUUCACUGUAGUGUAGGGUUACGGGUAUGUGGUCAUACAGCCCUUCCACCUUCACUGUAGUGUAGGGUUACGGGUAUGUGGUCAUACAACCCUUUCCCCUUCACUGUAGUGUAGGGUUAAUGGUACGUGGUCAUACAUACAACCCUUUCCCCUUCACUGUAGUGUAGGGUUAAUGGUACGUGGUCAUACAGCCCUUCCACCUUCACUGUAGUGUAGGGUUACGGGUAUGUGGUCAUACAGCCCUUCCACCUUCACUGUAGUGUUAGGUUAAGGGUAUAUGGUCAUACAACCCUUCUACCUUCACUGUAGUGUAGGGUUAAGGGUACGUGGUCAUACAACCCUUCUACCUUCACUGUAGUGUAGGGUUAAGGGUAUGUGGUCAUACAACCCUUCUACCUUCACUGUAGUGUAAGGUUAAGGGUAUGUGGUCAUACAUACAACCCUUCCACCUUCACUGUUGUGUAGGGUUAAGGGUACGUGGUCAUACAUACAACCCUUCCACCUUCACUGUAGUGUAGGGUUAAGGGUACGUGGUCAUACAUAUAACCCUUCCACCUUCACUGUAGUGUAGGGUUAAGGGUAUGUGGUCAUACAUACAACCCUUCUACCUUCACUGUAGUGUAGGGUUAAGGGUAUGUGGUCAUACAUACAACCCUUCUACCUUCAUUGUAGUGUAGGGUUAAGGGUACGUGGUCAUACAUACAACCCUUCCACCUUCACUGUAGUGUAGGGUUAAGGGUAUGUGGUCAUACAUACAGCCCUUCCACCUUCACUGUAGUGUAGGGUUAAGGGUAUGUGGUCAUACAUAUAACCCUUCCACCUUCACUGUAGUGUAGGGUUAAGGGUGUUAAUUUAAUGAAGAAUUGCACAAAUGAUAUUUGCUUGUACAGUAUUUUUGUACAACUUAUUCAUUCCUUCUGUCCAGGUUUCCAGUAGAGAAUGAGAUAAGCUGUGAAAUAUUGCUGUUCUAUAUUGCGUCCAUUUCUUAAGAUAAGGGGUUUACCAUGUGACCAGGAAACCUUGGAUUAGAGGUGAAUUCUUACACUUUGGCUAAUUUAAUUGAAUUUGUGUAGACUAACUUACGAAUUUCUUUGCUUGCUUUUGUUUUAUCAUGUGUGGGUUGGAUUUGUCAUGAGGGAGGAUGAGGAGGGACUUUUAUUACUUACUGUGGAUCCAAACAUGUGACAUCAAUGGAUGUAGGGAACUGUUGACUAGAUUAUAAUUUUAUGGCUUCCUCGGACUGUGUGCCAGUUUUAUGGGCAUUUCUUUGGGUUGUACCUACAUGAGAUGAAUCCUGGGGAGUAUUGUUGAAAUUUAGAUAUUGUAGGUACCAACUGUCACGCACCCAGGUUUGUAAACAUUAAAAAUACUUUUUCUAUUUUGAUUUAAAUUGAAAGUAUAUGUAAUCUGGCUAUAAUCAUCUUAGCCAAAUGGUUCACUAGCAGUGACUCUUGAUUAUUAAAAUGAAAUCCUCUUUGAUUUGAAACGAUAAUUAUCGUUGACUCUUCAAUUUAGUUUUUUAGUUUUCCAUUUUGUUUUAAAUAUGAGUGUCGUUCUCAUUUCACUGUGUUUUUGGUCUACUAUUACAAUGAUUGAAACAAAUUGGAUGACAUAAAGCCAGCAACUGUGUGGGGAAAUAUUCUGCUGGAUAUUUUUUUUAAUUUAUUUUAUGUUCAUGAUCCUUUUUCCAUGUUAAAGUUCUUUAAUUUUAUUUUGAAACGAUGGUAUUUUAGAUAUCAUAUGUUUCCUUAGCAUGAUUUACUGUCAUAUAUUAGGGUAUCAUUCCUAAUGGGUGGUUUUCAUGUUUGAAAUAAAACUCUUAUCUAGGUUUCUACAUGGUACAUCCUACCAUGGUCUUCAGUUGAUUAUAUUUCAUCAUAAAACAUGUAAGUGGAGUUACAUGUAAUAUCAUGCAUGGCAAUGGUAUGUAUGCACACACCAAUGUUGUGCAACUUCUGUAUAAAUUAUUUGUAAGUUAUAUUAUUUAGGGUACUUAAUAAAAUGAUGAAAUUUGAGUAAUGUGUGCCAUAUACCAAAAUCUAUAAAUUAGUAUUUAGCAAUAAAGGUAAUAUGAAACUUACAUGGUACAGAUAGGGCAUGUGGAGAGCUCAUUCAAGAAUGUGAAAAAGACUGAUACAUUAAUUUUUUUCCCUAAAAAUAGUGUAUAACAUCUUGCAUAGAUAAUUAUACAAGCUGGUUCUUGUACAAUUUAUACACUACAUCAGAUCUCUUGGCUGCAGGAAUAAAUCUAUACAUACAUAUUCCUUGAUGCUGUGUUUCCUUUAGAAAAACUCUCCUUGAAGGAGUUUCCUCCAGUAAAAUCUUGCUUGGAUACUUGCCGAGUAUUCAGCAUAGUGAACAUGUCUUGCAGAAUGUUAGUGUAUUGCCAGUUAUUUCAUACAGGUGAAAUAACUGACCUGGAGACCAGACUGUGUAGGAAGAUGUCAGAGGCAGAUACAAGCACUACAGUAAGAUACAGGCUCUAGUGAAACAAAAGGCAAACAAUGUAAACAGUUGACACCAUAAGAACACCUGAGGAUGAAAAAGUAUUGUAGCCCAGCAAUUGGUCUGUAAGGCCAGAGUGUUGUUUAACAAUUUUGUGUUGGAAGAAGGGUAAUGAUUGGUUUUAUAGGCAGAUUUAUAUACUAUAAUUCAAAAUUUUGUAUGCUUUAACUUUUAUUUAUUUAUUUUGGUAGAUGAAAAUAUACAACAUACAUUAUCAA